Messenger RNA from Owenia fusiformis, 327 nucleotides. Lineage: Eukaryota; Metazoa; Annelida; Polychaeta; Sabellida; Oweniidae. The record is from the annotation of a GenBank genome assembly.
UAAGACAAUAAGUCCGAAGUUUAAAAAAUGUGCCAAGAUGUAUUUCCAAACAAGUGUUUGGAAAGUAGGAUUGGUGUCACCACCUGCCAUAAGUGCCAUUUCUUAGACACCAACAUUUUUUACAAACACCACCCAAAAAAAAAGGUGGAGAGACUACAACAAUAUGUCACUACUUCUGGUGGCGACAUAACAUUGAAUAGACUACUUUGUUUUCCUAAAGCAACCAUAAUACUGAAAAAUAUACUUGAGGUACAGUUGACUAGAGGACGCUUUCUCCCCCCCCCACCUCUACUGUAUAAAACAGCUGAACAAUUGGAACUAUGGCCC